AUGCGGACAGUCCAUGGUCCUCGCCCGCCGCUCCACGAAGCCAAGCCCGAACCAUGCGGCGCCCAUCGUAGCGACGGCCGCGGUGGGCAUCCAUCGUCUGGCCGUGCCCCGUGCCAUGCCCCGUCUCUCGCCUUCACCAGCUCAACCGGAUCACGCUCGCCCGCUGUCCCUUUAUCCAUCGCUGCCGAUAAACAACACUUUCGCUGUCGCUUCCGCCUGCCAUGGCACCCCGUCGUUGCGGCACUCACUUGGUUACUACUUGCACCGGGCGCCCUGCUCCGUCCCGCCGCCGCAGCGAACGUGUCUUUCGAGAACUGCUUGUCUGAGACAUAUAUCAAGAACGUGCCUACGCCGCUGCAAUGGGUGCCAAAGUUCGUCGACGCCUCGUUCAACUCGACGGAUGGAAAGCACACUCUUCGUGUGACCAUGUGGGGGAAUGUAACGGGCGCCUUCACCAACGUCGCCCUGCCGUCGGCUGGGAGCCCAGACUGGCAGGACGCAACCAAGACGGACGGCAAGAUCCUGGAUGAGCCCGAACCGAACGCGCCGAAUCCCAAACUCACAACGCUCCACAGUAGGAUAGACGUCCUCACUUACCAGCCCUGGAGCGAAAACACCAACUUCUGCAACACUUCGCUGGCGAAUGCCUCAUGCCCGCUUGCGCCCGUCUUCCUGGAUGCCAACUACAGUUCUCGACAUCUUCUGCCAUCCGUGACCAUGAGCAACGACUUCUACUCGUCCUAUGCCUUCACUUCCUUUACCGCCACCUUCAUCAUUAUCUAUGGAGACUCCAAAGGCACCAAUAUCGGAUGUGUCUCAGCCUCUGUGACGCCGGAUCUGGGAGACUUGGCUUGGAUGCUCAAGUUCCUCUCCUUGGCUGUGCUGAUGUUUGUGGGUGCCGCCACCGUCUUCGCUGGCAUCUUCAGCCCGUGGGGCGCCGCCGACAUAUUCCACUGGAGCUCCAACUACGGCCGUGACCCAGACCUCCUUCGUCUCGUCACGCCUGGCUUCGGAGAUUGCCUGCAGUAUAUCCAGUUCGUCGUCCUCACCGGAGGUCUGACCCUAAAUUAUCCGGGAUUCUACCAACCCAUCGUCAGCCAUGGGUCCUGGGCGGCCCUGAUGUUCAACCACAGCUUCGUCAGCAAUGACCCCGGAUGGAACAGCGUGCAGGAUGGCAUUUACUUCACUGACGGUAUUUACGGUCUGCAGAGGCUUGCCCAGUUGGUCGGCAUGGGAAACGUCGACGACAUCUGGGCCGGUAUGAUGGUCUGCUUGCUCGCCACCAUUGCUGGAAUGGUUGUGCUUGUCCAGGCCGGGUUUCUUGCCCAAUGGCUCUACCGGUUUGUGAAGAAGGAUUCUGAGGAGGAUUUGCGCGCCAAGAACAUCCCCUUCACCCUCGGGAACGUCAUCAGGACCGUUCUGAAUUAUUUCCUCCUACCGAUUGUGGCUUUGUCGACAUUCCAGCUUGUCGUGGCCAGUGACUCACCGGCUUAUGCAGUCGCGCUGGCGGUCGUGACCUUGGUCCUCAUCAUCGGCUUUGCAGCGUGGCUCCUGUACCUUAUCGCAACCACGAAACCGAGGGCGUUCUUGUUCGACGACCUCCCGACUGUCCUCCUCUACGGGCCUCUUUACAACACGUAUUCUGACGAAGCCGCCGCCUUCACACUCAUCCCGGUCCUUCUCACAUUUGUUCGCGGCAUUGCUAUCGGAGCUGUUCAGCCCGCCGGUGUUGCCCAGGUGGUCCUUCUCGCCAUUUGCGAGGUGAUCCAGAUUCUGACACUUCACGCCUUUCGGCCCUUCCACUCUCCCACAUCCAUGAACGCCUACCACACGCUUUUCUCUGCGCUUCGCCUCAUCACGGUCCUCCUGAUGGUGGCCUUUGUCCCUUCUCUUGGAGUGACGGAUGGCCCCAAGGGCUGGAUCGGCUAUGCCAUCCUUGUCACCCAUGCCGGUGUGCUCGUCCUCGGCUUCCUCCUGAACGCAGUGCAGACCAUGGUCGAAGUUAUAGCUCGGAUGCUAGGAGCCGGAGGCGAUGAUAUUCGCGGCCAGUCGAGAGGGGGUCUGUCCAAGAUAUUCGGCAUGCGACAGUUGUCGCGACGCAUGUCUCGACGGGAAAAUGGUCCAUCCAGGCACAGCCAGCUGUCCAGCUCGGCGAUGCUUGAUGCCGACGAGUUGUCCAAAACCGGAUACGUCAUGACCGGCGGCCGUGUCCGGAGUGAGUCUGCCGGAAGCAUGGGGAUGCUGAUGCACCGUCGCCAGAGAAGCUCGUCUGUGUUGGACAGUCUGAGUCUCGAUACGCCAGCGCGGAACCUUGACAGUGGCGCAAGCUCCUUCACCCCCACCACACCCGGUGAGGCUAGCACCUUCUCCUAUUUGCCAUCCCCAAAGCAUGUCGUGCGUCACCAAGGGCCCUUCGGUAUGCAGACGCCGGAUCCAUAUUAUCGUCCCCCAAGGCAACGGCGCGCCACUCUGGAGACGUCAUCUUCGCCCUCGUCCAGGACAGCCGGGCCGCGGCGGACAGGUGACUGGUCUCAAGGACGUAUGAGCCAGGCCGGGUCCGGCAGCAUCGGAGACCCUGUCGAGAUUGGCGCGGCAAUCUCUAGGGACGCCACGCCUGCGCCAUAUCCGGUUCCUUUUGUCCCGCGGACCGACUAUACGACCCGCGAGGUGGACUUCUAUUACGGCGUCAGGGGCGAGAGACUGAACUCGGGCGCGCCAAAUCGUAAGCUGGGGACCGGUCCUGCCGAUCCGACCGGCCCGGUGGCCUCUGCCGCCGGUUGGUUCCGGAGCAUGUUCGGAAAGAAAGGAAAGGACAAAGGGAAAGGAUUCGAGGUUGUCAGGAGCGCACGGAUGCCACCAGCCAUGCGUGCUGCGGCUGCGGAUUACGAGGAGGACCCUGCCCCGGAAGGAGUCCCUGUUGCGAUGGGUGUCUUGCGAAACGGGCCUAUCGAGUCGGAUGACGAGGAUGAGGGGCGACGAGAUAAAGGUGCCUCUCCAAUCGAUGACACAUUGCCGGAGCAAGAACCACUCAACGACGGAAGGAUUUCUCGCGACGACAGCAUGGACGACUUCGGCACUACAAGCGCACCACCCCAAUUGCCACCAAUGUCGUUGGUCACAGAAAAGGCUGCCGAAGAAACGAGAGAAACUUCGCUGCUUGGUGUGGACGAUGAUCUACAAGUUCCAGAAGUUCCUCGGAAGAGCUCCAAGCGGCAUUCGUGGGCCAACUCGCAGAAGUCGGAACCACCGUCCGUACCACAAACAGUCGAACCCAGCCCGUCGGCGGCGAACCUUGCUCCAUCAUCUGCGGCGGCAGCACCGUCCCGAUUGCCGUUUGAGCGGACGCCUUCCCAAAAGACGGGGUCGUCAGCAGGACUCACCGACGACUUCGUCCAGGCUGAUCUGCACGGGCCCAACAAGGGCACUCCCGAGGAGAGACAUGCCGGGUUUGGCUUUGUCAACCAGGGUAGCGUUAACAGAGUCGAACGCGAGGUUAAUCUGCUGGGGAGUUCUGCUGAGGUGGUUGAUGAGCGACGAUAG
Parathielavia appendiculata is the source of this 3540-nucleotide messenger RNA. RefSeq lists its product as uncharacterized. The coding region runs from base 1 to 3540 and encodes 1179 amino acids. The transcript has 2 exons. Gene Ontology annotation, biological process: transmembrane transport. Lineage: Eukaryota; Fungi; Ascomycota; Sordariomycetes; Sordariales; Chaetomiaceae. Gene Ontology annotation, cellular component: membrane. The record is from RefSeq and is a predicted model, not a curated record.